CAAGGACAAAGAAAGGUUAAGGUAAUGGAGGUCUCCAGUGGGGCGAUGAGCCCUGUCCUCCGUAAGCUCGGUGAGCUGCUUCUCGAUGAAUACAACCUUGGGGAGAAAGUGAAGAAAGGUGUAAAAUCUCUCCUUACAGAGCUGGAGCUGAUGCAUGCCGCCCUUCGUAAGGUUGGCGACGUGCCAUCGGACCAGCUCGACGAGCAGGUUGUGAUUUGGGCUGGCAAGGUGAGAGACCUCUCCUACGAAAUGGAGGAUGUUGUUGACGACUUUCUGGUCCGGGUGGAUCAGGGUUCAAGCGGCGAGCCAAUGACCAUGAAGAGUCGAGUCAAGAAAUUUCUCAAAAAGACGAGAAAAUUAUUUAGCAAGGGAAGAGCACUGCAUCAGAUAUCCGGUGCCAUCCAGGAAGCUCAGGGUCUUGCCAAGGAGUUGGCGGAUCUGCAUACAAGGUAUCAGAUUGACAUGACUAGCACUAGCAAUGGUGCUACCACUAGCAAUGGCGCAACAAUUGACCCUCGUGUGAUAGCUCUGCACAAGGAUGUGGAGAAGCUUGUUGGCAUUGACCGCGCAAGGAAUGAUCUUAUCAAAAUUCUGAUUGGUGAGGACGGGAGUCCCAAGGAACAACUGAUGUCAAUCUCUAUUGUUGGUGUUGGUGGGUUGGGCAAGACAACCCUCACCAAAGCAGUGUAUGAGAAGAUCAAAGCUCAAUUUGAUUGCGCGGCUUUUGUCCCCGUGGGUCAUAAACCAGACAUCAAGAAAGUUUUUAAAGACAUCCUCUAUGGCUUUGACAAAGAAAAGUUCAAAGACGUCCAUAAUACAACAAGGGAUGAAAAGCUACUCAUAGAAGAAAUUGGUGAAUUCCUUGUGGACAAGAGGUACCUCAUUGUAAUUGAUGACAUAUGGGAAGAAGAAACAUGGAGAUAUAUCAAUUGUGCUUUGUAUAAAAACAGUCUCUAUAGUCGGGUCGUCACAACUACCCGCAACAUGAAUGUCUCGGAAGCAUGUGCCUCUUCCGGUGACGACAUGAUUUACAAAAUGAAACCUCUUUCUUUUGAAGACUCUGAAAUACUCUUCCAUAGAAGAAUAUUUCAAAGCGAGGAGAAAUGUCCACAUGAUUUGCUUGUAGUAUCGACAGAGAUAUUAAAGAAAUGUGGUGGUGUACCAUUAGCGAUUAUUACUAUAGCUAGCCUCCUGGCUAGUAAACAAGAGAUAAAUGAAAAAGAUGAGUGGUCGCAUUUGCUCGCUUCAAUUGGCCGUGGAGUUACAGAAGAUGCAAUUCUGAAGGAUAUGAAGAGGAUAUUGUCACUCAGCUACUACGAUUUGUCCUCUCAUCUGAAGUCAUGCUUAUUAUAUCUAAGUAUAUUUCCAGAAGAUUUUAUGAUUGAGAAAGAUUGGUUGAUAUGGAUGUGGAUAGCUGAAGGCUUUAUCCAAUGUGACAAAGAAGAAAGUAGGUUAUUCAAGAUUGGAGAGCAUUAUUUCAACGAACUCAUUAAUAGAAGCUUGAUCCAGCCAACAUUAAUCAAUGGUGAAGGAAUGGUAGUAGCUUGCCAAAUACAUGAUAUGGUACUCGAUCUUAUCUGCUCAUUGUCAGCUGAAGAAAAAUUUGUCUCCAUAUUGGAUCGUGCUGAAAGGCAUGCAAGUAAUCUGCAAUGGAAAGUUCGGAGGUUAUCGCUACAUAAUAGCAAGGCAAAGUUUCCCAACCAUCGAUUUGAUAUCACUAGCCUGUCAAAAUUGAGGUCCUUUGUUGUUUUCUCUCCCGCUACAUGUGAUUGGUUGCCAUCCCUCUCAAGCUUGCAGUUUUUACGUGUAUUGGAUCUUGGAAAUUGUGGCGGCCAUGAAAGUAUCUCCUGUAUCAGCCUCAAGUAUGUCGGGAAUUUGCUUCACCUAAGGUACCUAGGGCUAAAGAAUGCAGAUGUUCACGAGCUUCCCGUGGACAUUGGAAAGUUACAGCUUUUGCAGACAAUAGACAUUGAGGGAACUAGAAUAGAAAAGUUACCUGCAAGUGUUGUUCAUCUAACACAUUUGAAAUGCCUAUGUGUUGAUAAAAGAACAAGGCUACCAAAAGGAAUGGGGCUCUUGACAUCUCUUGAAGUGCUGAAAGGGGUAAACAUAUCCUUAUCGCCUCACAUUGUGAAAGAGCUGAGCGAACUGACCAAGGUUUGGAUGCUCUCAAUUGACUGGUCUAAAAUGGAUGUGGAUCUGACCAAUGUGUUAAUCAAGUCCCUAGGAAAUCUGCUAAAACUGCAAAUUCUGGAGAUUUGGAAUGGUUGCAGAUUGAUAGAUCUCAUGCGUGAAGGCUGGAUGCUCCCUCCACACCUCCAUAAGUUUGAGUCAUGGGGAAACUGGAGUAAAUGUGCGGAUUUGUUUUUGAGACUACCAAAGUGGAUUAAUCCAACGUCACUUCCUGUUCUCUCCAGCCUGAUAAUAGACGUGGAAGAACUGCAGGGGGGAGACAUUCAGAUCAUUGGGAUGCUGCCUGCUCUUCGUUUUCUUUGGCUGGGUGCAGUUCGCGUGAUGGGAAAGUUGGUUGUGGGCGCCGAUGCCUUCACAUCUGCGAGAGAGUGCAGAUUCAAGGGGUUUCCGGUGACACCAUGUCUUUUCCCACCUGGAGCUAUGCCAAGGCUUCAGCGCCUUAGGUUCGAGGUCUCAGCGCAAUUAAUCGCAAGUGGUGAGGUUGACUGCGGCAUGGCGCACCUUCCUCUGCUCGAGCUUGUGUGGGCUAUGCUUCAGGAUGAUAAUUCCAGCUAUGAGCAGAUCGGCAAAGCCAAGGCUGUGUUGAGGGGUGCAGCGAACGCUCAUCCGAAACAUCCCAUCAUGGUCAUCAUAUUGUAG
This is a messenger RNA of Lolium rigidum, 2832 nucleotides long. RefSeq names its product disease resistance protein RGA5-like. Bases 25 to 2832 code for a protein of 935 amino acids. Gene Ontology annotation, molecular function: ADP binding. NCBI's taxonomy places the organism in Eukaryota, Viridiplantae, Streptophyta, Magnoliopsida, Poales, Poaceae. The record is from RefSeq and is a predicted model, not a curated record. Gene Ontology annotation, biological process: defense response to other organism. The transcript has 2 exons.